GGGCCUCUGCUGGCAAUGUUGCUGAAGUACAAAGGGUUCGAACCGGUGGUGUACGAGAGACAUCCUUCUGUCCCAUCCGGGGGGCUGAGCAUGAAUCUCAGUCCACAAGUUUUCAAGGUCCUCCACAUUCUCGGCCUGGCUGAGGAAGCCAUUGCUCUCGGAAUUCAGACACAGCGCAUGGUUCAUCGGUCUGAAAUCACAGGCAAAAUCCUCCAAGAUAUCGAGGUUGGCGAACGGAUCCGUAACAUGACAGGGUGGCCAACGUGUAUUAUCGUGCGCGCUAAAUUCUGUCGCUUCCUCGUGCAGAAAGCCGAAGAACGUGGGGUCCCGUUCCACUGGUCCAAGAAGCUGGUCGAUGUCAACCAGACCGCGGACAACGUUACCGCGGUAUUUGCUGAUGUCACUACCGAUGAAGGCGAUCUCCUCGUCGGCUGUGAUGGCCUCCACAGCAAGGUCCGCGAUGCGCUGUUCGGUGAAACGUCCGCCGAAUACACCGGCCUCGUAGCUAUUGGUGGGUUUGCACCUUACACCAAAGACCUUCAACCACGUCGCCCAUACAGCUUGGACGCCGUUUGGGGCAGAGACUGCUUCUUUCUGCUCAUUCCCACCGCCGACGACAAGUUCUUCUGGGCUAUUAACAUGCCUCGAGAUGGGGAAAUGAAGGAGGAUUGGCGGACAGCAGACGUAGAAUCCCUCGGUGACAUGCUGGAUAUGCUUCCGCCCGUCCACUGGAGCGGAGAUUCGGGGAAGAUUAUCAAAUCUUCGGAAGGUGUUAUCCGAUUCGGCCUGUAUCUGCGUCCUAUUCCCCCCGUUUGGCACAAGGGGCGGGCCGUCUUGCUUGGUGAUGCAGCCCAUCCGACCACUCCUUUCCUAGGCCAAGGUGCAAAUCAGUCGGCUGAGGACAUAUAUCAUCUCGUUCGCAUGCUUGUCCGGCAUGAGCCUUUGACAAAUGAGAGCCUUGAAGAAGCGUUGCGCGAAUAUACCACCAUCCGUCGUACUCGCGUCGUGAGAACCAUCGAGCAGACUAAGAAGGAAGGUGCAGGAAGGAUUGCGAAGACCAAAGAGGACCUCAUGGCAAGAGAGGCGGAGCAAGCGAAAGGAUUGGAGAGCGCGACGUGGAAGGUCAUUCUUGAAAUGGUGCAGGGUCCAUUUGCUGGGGAGAGCGAGAUCUGA
Messenger RNA from Dacryopinax primogenitus, 1173 nucleotides. RefSeq names its product FAD/NADP-binding domain-containing protein. The annotation marks the transcript as partial. Gene Ontology annotation, molecular function: monooxygenase activity; FAD binding. Lineage: Eukaryota; Fungi; Basidiomycota; Dacrymycetes; Dacrymycetales; Dacrymycetaceae. The transcript has 5 exons. The record is from RefSeq and is a predicted model, not a curated record.